Molecule: messenger RNA, 1501 nt
Organism: Pungitius pungitius (ninespine stickleback)
Lineage: Eukaryota; Metazoa; Chordata; Actinopteri; Perciformes; Gasterosteidae
Product: cold-inducible RNA-binding protein A-like
Exons: 1
Coding region: 156-710 (184 amino acids)
Biological process (GO): positive regulation of mRNA splicing, via spliceosome
Cellular component (GO): spliceosomal complex
Molecular function (GO): RNA binding
Source: RefSeq, a predicted model, not a curated record
UUUAAAUCAAGAGAAGAAGAAGAAACAGCCGCAGCAUAAGAAGAGGACGACAACAGCCGCCAUUACUUCCCAACUACGUAGCACAGUGGUCGGGUUCUCCAAUUAUCACGUUCUCACUCAUUGUCGUUUGGACUCCUGUUCGUUGAAGCGCCAACAUGUCGGACGAAGGUAAACUGUUUGUCGGAGGACUGAGCUUUGAGACCAACGAGGACUCUCUGGCUGCGGCAUUCAGCAAAUAUGGAACCAUCGAAAAAUUAGAUGUGAUCCGAGACAAAGAGACGGGCAAAUCCCGCGGUUUUGGCUUCGUGAAAUUCGACAACGCAGAAGACGCCCUCGACGCACUAAAUGGCAUGAACGGUAAAACUCUGGAGGGUCGGUCAAUUCGUGUGGAUGAAGCCGGGAAGGGAGGCCGUGCCAGGGGAGGUUUCAGUGGACCACGAGGAGGAGGCGGAGGCCGCGGAGGAGGCGGAUUCGGCGGGCGUGGAAGAGGCGGCGGCGGAUACGGCGGAGACCGCAGCUACGGAGACAGAAGCUACGGUGAUCGAAGCUACGGCUCCGAAGGCAGGUUCUCCGGCGGCAACCAGUACAGGAGUAGCGGCGGGAGCGGCGGAGGAGGAGGCGGAGGCGGCGGAUACUCGAGCUACCGCGACAACAGGGGCCAGGGCGGAUCCUACCGCGAGGGCUACGACAGCUACAGCGCUAACGAGUAAACCCCCGGUUCAAGAUCAUCUCUGGGCUGGCUCUAUUUCAAAGAUGCGUUCCUCGAGAAGAAUGUCCACGUUUUAUUGCUGACUUUAGUUUUUGUCGUUCUGUUGUAGUAGCUGAAGCAUCUUUCAAAAUGGAGCCAUGAUAUUUAGGUAAUUCCUUAACAAACCAUGUUACAUAUUCCACUUCUGGACUUUGCUUUAUUGGGCAUCUUUAUUCAUCAACGGUCGUUUGUGAACAUUGUUAACACAAAUAUGUGUAAUCUGAUUAGUACUGUAAGUCCCCAACUGAGAACCGAAAGACUGCUCUCCCGUGGCCACUACCAUCUAUGAAGACUUUGUCAAGCACGUAAAAUGUCCUCAUCCUUUUUUCUUUUUUUGCACAUGGACAUAUCCGAGGCGGCUUGUUCUUCCUGUUGCUUACUCCCCGUUCAAGCGCAGUGGCUGACCUACUUCUUGCCAGGUUUUAAAGAGGCAAGGCAUCCGCAAUACUCGUAAAGAGACUUUUGAUGGAUUUUUAUACUAGGUUCCCUUUUACUCUUAAAAACCUAGUCCAGUGAGGCUCAUGUGUUCAAAGCGUGAUUUCCUUUCAGACUGAGCUACAAUUGUUCGCACUGCUCAACAUCUGUGUUUUUAAAUCUGCUGUAAAAGGGACUAAUCUUGUUUAAGUGAUUUGAAAAUGUAACAGUUUCCCUAAGUAAUAUCGCGACAGAGUUUUGUACUUUAUGUUCUUUGUAUGAUCCAUUUUUUGAGUUUGGCUUCAUGGAGCCUAUUAAAGACUGUGGAUAUAAAACGUA